GCUUGGAGAUUUAACAUUUAAAUCAUAUUCAACUUGGUUAGCUCAAUUCUAAUUCAACUAAUUAUUAAUAGCUGUGCUCAUUUAGUUUGUCAUCUCAUGCACCUUGUCACCGCCGACAAACUACACUUCCCAGGAGUCCAUGCGGUGCUCGCUCGUUAGCUGCGUCAAAACAGGUCCUACCUCUUUGCGUCUUUCGCUUUAUAUUUGUGUCCUUUGUUAGGAUUCAUACUCUCCGUCCAGAAGCUCAAUUUGUCCAUGGCGUCUCCCACUGAUGGSAACGUAGCGGUGGAGCUGAAUCCCGUCCUCAAGCCUCUCAGCUGGUUGCUGGGUACCUGGGAGAGCGACGAACCCGGAGAAGGAACCUUCCCCACCAUAAAACCUUUCCGAUACACUGAAAAGCUGCAUUUCAGUCAUGUUGGGCAACCAGUCAUCAACUUUACGUUUAACGCGUUUCAUGCGGAGUCCAAUAAGCCUCUUCACAGAGAAUGCGGUUUCAUUCGAAUCCAGCCGGGGACAAACAAAGUGGCCUUCAUCAUCGCACAGAACUCUGGUCUGGUGGAGGUUGAAGAGGGGGAGCUGACAGGAAAUCACCUCAAGCUGCAGUCUCAAAGCCUGGGUAGAAUCUCUUUUGCCAAAGAGCCCCAUGUACAACAGAUUGGCAGAGUCUUGCAACUUCGACCAGACGGGAAGCUUGAACAGACUGUUUCCAUGGCAACUGACAACCAGCCGCUCACUCAGCACUUGCACAUCACUUACACCCGGUCAUCUUGACUCAACCAGCCACGGCCUUGCCAUUGCUUUUUAUCCCCACACCUGUCAGAGCAACAUCUUAGGAGUGUGGGUCCGAAAACUUUUCUUUCUCAGGGAGUUUGUCAUGCAUUUUUAAAAAAUAAAUAUGUCCCUGUUUUGAAUYUACGUGGUUCUAAUGGGUAAUAAAGAUUAAACUUAAAACGGUAA
Poecilia reticulata (guppy) is the source of this 957-nucleotide messenger RNA. It is a transcript of the gene thap4, whose product is annotated as THAP domain containing 4. The record is from RefSeq and is a predicted model, not a curated record. Lineage: Eukaryota; Metazoa; Chordata; Actinopteri; Cyprinodontiformes; Poeciliidae.